UCUGCCUGCGUGAGAGGAAGUGUGCCUUUCCUGCCAGGGGAGGGUCCUGGAUUAACUCAGCUCUGUCUGCCUUCAUACCAAACGCUCAGCUGAUAACUGCUGUCGAAGGAUAUACUGUAGCCAGACAGGCUGCACAGCUAACUCACAGUCUGAAGGCUGCUGUAGCUUAUAUUGACAGACUGCAGUGAAGAGCAAGCGUCAAGAGGAGAUUGUUUUCUGUUUCUGUGUGGAGGAGGGAGGAGGGUGAAAGAACGCUAACUUCACUAGAGCUGGUGGUUUGUUGCUGUAGGGAGAGAAAAACAGAAUAACGGAGGCAGAGAAAGAGAAAGAGAAAGAGAAAACGAUCUUGUGUCAGGCUAAAUGUCCUGAUAGGAGAGAUGUACAAGGUUUAACGCAGCAUGUCCAUUGGAGCAAGGCACCCAGAGGCUGAGACAGGAUUUGUUCCGAGUGUUCAAGACUUUGAUAAGAAGCUAGCUGAAGCGGACGCCUACCUACAGAUUCUGAUCGACCAGUUAAAGCUGUUUGAUGAGAAGAUCAAGGACUGCAAAGAGGAUGAAUCACGCAGAAAAAUUGAAAAUUUGAAAGAGACUACUUGUAGCAUGGUAGAGUCCAUCAAGCACUGUAUUGUACUGCUGCAAAUUGCCAAGGACCAAAGUAACGAACAGCAACACGCAAACGGACUUAUAAGCACCAUCAACCCAGUGGAUGGGAUCUACCAGCCCCCUCUGGACACUCCUGUAGACAACACCACGAUGCCAACACAGACCACACUACCCACAGACGCUUCUCAGGUGUGUAAAUCAGACCAACGACCCUCCACGUUAGCCGUUGGUCCCGUCGUCACGGUGAUGGGCAGUCUGCAGACCCCAACUCCCAACAGCACAGGGAGUGGCCCAUCAGGCCCCAGCAGCGGCGUCGCCUCCCCAGCUCACAUCCCCAUCCCCUCGCACUCUGUGCCAGACUUCUCCUAUUCCUCCAGCGAGGAUGAGUUCUACGAUGCUGACGAGUUCUACCAGAGCAGCACCUCCCCCAAACACUGCAUAGAUCCCUCAGGGCCUCCAGCUGCCUUGCCUCUCACUAAUGAAGAAACAGCGUUAAAACGACCAGACACCACCGAGUCCCUCAACUCGUCCAUGUCCAAUGGCACCACAGAUGCAGACCCAUUUGAUAGCCAUGACGACCGUGAUGAUGACGGUGAGGGAGAGUCUGUGGAGGAGCACAAGAGCGUCAUCAUGCAUCUUCUCUCUCAAGUUCGUUUGGGCAUGGACCUCACGAAGGUGGUGCUGCCUACCUUCAUCUUAGAAAGGAGAUCUUUGUUAGAAAUGUACGCAGACUUCUUUGCACAUCCCGACUUAUUUGUAAGUAUCGCUGAGCAGCCAGAGCCCCGGGAGCGCAUGGUGCACGUGGUGAAGUGGUACCUGUCAGCUUUCCAUGCAGGGCGGAAGGGUUCAGUGGCCAAGAAACCAUAUAAUCCAAUCCUGGGAGAAGUCUUCUACUGCCACUGGGAUCUGCCCUGUGAAAUAGAGGAGCCUCCCCCACACACGGAGACGGUAUCAGAUGGUCCAGUUCCGUGGUCUUCAGCCAGCAGUGUGCGUUUUGUGGCAGAGCAGGUCUCUCACCACCCACCCAUUUCUGCAUUCUACGCAGAGUGUUUAAGUAAGAAGAUCCAGUUCAACGCUCAUAUCUGGACUAAGUCGAAGUUUCUAGGCAUGUCCAUAGGGGUCCACAAUAUUGGCCAAGGUUGUGUGUCGUGUUUGGAGCACGAUGAACAUUACAUCCUCACCUUCCCCAAUGGAUAUGGCAGGUCGAUUCUUACUGUGCCGUGGGUGGAGCUGGGUGGGGAGUGUAACAUCUCCUGCUCCAAGUCGGGCUACAGUGCUAACAUCGUGUUCCACACCAAACCCUUCUACGGAGGAAAGAAGCACAGGAUCACCGCUGAGAUUUUUCCACCUAAUGAUAAGAAGUCCUUCUGCUCCAUUGAAGGAGAAUGGAACGGAGUGAUGUAUGCUAAGUGGACAACUGGAGAGAACACAGUGUUCAUAGACACUAAGAAGAUGGGCCUCAUUAAGAAGAAAGUGAGAAAGCUGGAAGACCAGCUCGACUACGAGUCCCGAAGACUGUGGAGAGAUGUGACAUUGAACCUUAAGCUGAAAGACAUUGAUUCAGCAACAGACGCCAAACACCGGCUGGAGGAGAAACAGAGAGCUGAAGCCAGAGAGAGGAAGGAGAAUGAGCAACAGUGGGAGACCAGGCUAUUCCACGAGGACGGGGAGUGCUGGGUCUAUGAUGAGCCUCUAUUAAAGAGAUUAGUCUCUCAGAGGCACUGAGAAGACUACGCACACUCUGAUACACACACAUAUGCAUAAAGAAAUGCACACACAACAGAGUCUUCAUAAGAACUCUUUUGCAAAACCACUUCUUUUCCAAGCCUUGGAAUGACUGAUGAUUGAAUAUGUACACAGCUUUGCAUUUGACUGUAAAAUAACAAUAUGGAAAUGAAUGAAAUCAAAUGGAAAAGCAUCUAAGAUGUAACAUGAAAAUUAGUAAUGCUCCUCUCAUUAUUUGGGCAACCUCACUUCCACCGCCACCGAUACCCACCACCCGCCAACACGAGACUCGGCAGCGCAGAGUGGAGACGCGAGGGGUCGUCGCGUCUCACAACUCUGUCCAUCAGCUUCACGGCCACACCCUUCGUCAGCUCCACAGGACGAGCCAGAGCAGCACUCGUUUCCCUACACAAAGGUUGUUUUUUUUUUUGGACGGGGGGCGGGCAAGGGGUGUGUGGUUGAUGGUGUUAGAAUCAAAUAAACCUUGACAAGUAAAACGGCGCUCUACAUCUCAGGGAAUCUGGUGACUGAGGAAAGAAAGCUGCUGCCCCCUCUGAGAGUCUGACAGCCUUAUAACGGUGGAACGGAUUAAUCUUAAAGGGGCGGGGGAGAAAUUCUCCGCUUGCCUGCAACUAGUUGUAACUGUUGUUUAUAUAUAGAUAUACAUAUGAUGGAUAUAUAAAUAUAUAUUCUUUUUUUAUUUUCAAUGCUCUUUUUGUUUAUUUUUUUUUCUUUCUGGCAAUAGUGUAAAAUAUUUGAGGAUAUGAACUUGAUGGCUUUACAUCUUCAUUCCAUUUACCCUUUUGAUGUUUUGUUCCCAUUUCAAGUUAUCGUUGCCACCUAUUUUGCUCCUUCACACUGUUCUGUGUCUCAAGUGUUAUCCAGAAGCAAAGCCCUACAUAAGCCAUAGUAUCUGAACACAUUGAUUUGGAGAGUUGUGACAGAUUUAUGGAACAUAUGCAAUAUAGAGAUCAUUGACAUUGCCUGUCAGAGGACACAUCUGGAUGUCCAUUAUGCCAAAAAGGUUCAGAUAAAAGGCUGAAGGGGCUUUCAACUGGACAGAGAACAAACAAUCCUGAAAAUGUUUCCAUGUUGAAGGCAUUUUAUGAACAAAUGAUUGUUUACAUAUUUUUGUCUUUAUGGAUCGCUGGUCCAUGAUGAGGACUGUGGCUAGGACUGAGUUUGUGAAGUCUCCCCUUUUGUUCCACACAUCACCCAUCCUUGUUUCUGCUCCAAACCCACAGAUGUCAGGGUGGAUCAGAGGGUGAGGAGAGUGAAAACAAGGAACCAGAGUAGACUUGUGAAACACUGCUGCUGUUUCAUAGUGCUGCUAGAGUCCAGACUGUGUUCUACCAGUUCAGUUUUCUUGUAAACCUUUUUUUUUUUUGUCCAAUGUUUUUCAAGAUAACAACCAUAUUGAGGGCAAUAUUUAUCCUACUGUACACCUCUGCUUCUUUGAACCAUCAUUCAUUCUCUUAUUUACAGCUACAUAGUUUGGAUCUAAAUGCAAUGAUAUUUGGAUGAAAUGCAGAAAUAAACAAUUUUCACCUGAAAA
Dicentrarchus labrax (European seabass) is the source of this 3882-nucleotide messenger RNA. It is a transcript of the gene osbpl9, whose product is annotated as oxysterol binding protein-like 9. Gene Ontology annotation, cellular component: intracellular membrane-bounded organelle; cytosol; membrane. The record is from RefSeq and is a predicted model, not a curated record. The transcript is spliced from 21 exons. Gene Ontology annotation, molecular function: sterol binding. Lineage: Eukaryota; Metazoa; Chordata; Actinopteri; Moronidae. Bases 399 to 2327 code for a protein of 642 amino acids.